Solea senegalensis (Senegalese sole) is the source of this 1141-nucleotide messenger RNA. RefSeq names its product linkage group 5 C9orf64 homolog (gene qng1). The record is from RefSeq and is a predicted model, not a curated record. The transcript is spliced from 7 exons. Lineage: Eukaryota; Metazoa; Chordata; Actinopteri; Pleuronectiformes; Soleidae. Bases 88 to 1107 code for a protein of 339 amino acids.
GAGGCUCUGAUUGGUCAAAAGCUUGGAACCAGGUAGCGGAAGCUCGACGCGGCACGAGCUGUCAACAACACACCCUUUCAUUGUCUCAUGGAACCACCGCUGCUUCCCCGUGAGUCUGGCCAGUUCAUCGCAGAGCGGAGUCGGGAUGUGUUUGUGGAGGAUGAAGGAGUGCAGAAGGUGGCAGAGAUGCUGUACUCUCUGCAACACAGUGACGUCCUGACUGCCAGUGGCUGGAAAAAGGCAAAUCCACUGGCCCCAGCACCCACUUCUGACGAGGCUUUGAACUGGGUGUUUGUAGUCGACACCAUGAACUUCUCCUUUUGGCCAGAGAAAGAAACCCAGCAGUGUGAGGUGACGUAUAAAGGGACCACGUACACAGGUUACAUGACGCUUUGUGCUGCCAUCACCAGGGCCAUGGAAGAAGGUUUACCCAUCACUGAUCCAAAGUACUUCUCUAAGAUGAGUGUGGAGGAGUUGGGACACGUCCUUCGGUCUGACAAUGAAACGCCCAUGCCGAUGCUGCAGGACCGCCACAAGGUGCUGACAGAAGGCGGCCUUGUGUUGCUGGAACACGGCGGAAGUUUCCGCAGUUUCAUCAGUCACGCUGGGAACGAUGCCCGGAAGAUGGUGGAGCUCGUCGUGGAUAAGAUCCCCUCCUACAGGGACGAAUCUACCUAUGAGGGGAAGAGAAUCUCACUCUACAAGCGAGCCCAGAUCCUGGUGGCAGAUUUCUGGGGUGUCAUGGAGGCCAGAGGAGAGGGAGACAUCAUUAACAUGGACUGGCUCACCAUGUUUGCCGACUACAGGGUCCCACAGGCCCUCGUGUACCUUGGAGUACUCCGAUACUCUGACUCACUGAUGCAGACGCUGAAGAAUGGUGAGCUGUUGUGUUCAGGGGACAGGAGAGAGGUGGAGAUCCGAGGUUGUUCCAUUUGGUCCAUGGAGCUGAUCAGAAGCCGACUUUGCGAGCUGGUGCAGGAGAGAGACGGACAGACAUGUGACAUCAACUCUGCCAUUAUAGACUUCUACCUGUGGCCUUAUGCCAAGCUGCAUCACAAAGAGAUGGCGCACAUUCCCAUACAUCACACUCGCUGUAUUUACUACUGAUGAUGAGGUAUUUCAAAUAAAGUGCCAGAGCUUU